Molecule: messenger RNA, 1896 nt
Organism: Strongylocentrotus purpuratus (purple sea urchin)
Lineage: Eukaryota; Metazoa; Echinodermata; Echinoidea; Camarodonta; Strongylocentrotidae
Product: gastrula zinc finger protein XlCGF57.1-like
Exons: 4
Coding region: 1-1896 (631 amino acids)
Biological process (GO): regulation of transcription by RNA polymerase II
Cellular component (GO): nucleus
Molecular function (GO): DNA-binding transcription factor activity, RNA polymerase II-specific; RNA polymerase II transcription regulatory region sequence-specific DNA binding
Source: RefSeq, a predicted model, not a curated record
AUGGUGAAAAGCCUUAUAAAUGUUCCCAAUGUUAUGAGAACGCAUAAUGUAGAAAAGCUGUAUUGGUGUCCCGAUUGUGAUAAAGGAUUUUCUCAAAAGUCUAGUCUUUCUAGCCACCUUAGAGUACAUACAGGACAGAAACCUUCUAAGUGUUCUCAUUGUGAUAAGGGUUUUUCUCACCAAAGUAAUCUUACCUGUCAUGUAAGAAUGCAUACUGGAGAAAAGCCUCAUCGGUGUCCCUAUUGUGAUAAAGGAUUUUCUCAAAAGACUAAGCUUACUAUCCACCUUAGAACACAUACAGGAGAGAAACCCUUUAAGUGUUCUCAUUGUGAUAAGGGUUUUUCUCAUCAAUGUAAUCUUAUCCGUCAUGUAAGGACGCAUACAGGAGAAAUGCGUUAUCAGUGUCCUUAUUGUGAGAAAGGAUUUUCUCAAAAGUCUAGUCUUUCUAGCCACCUUAGAGUACAUACAGGAGAGAAACCCUUUAGGUGUUCCCAGUGUGAUAAGGGAUUUUCUCAAAAGACUAAGCUUACUAUCCACCUUAGAACACAUACAGGAGAGAAACCCUUUAAGUGUUCCCAGUGUAAUAAGGGUUUUUCUCACCAAUGUAAUCUUAUCCGUCAUGUAAGGACGCAUACAGGAGAAACACAUCUAUUAACACACAGUGCAGAAAAGCCUUAUCGAUGCACCCAUUGUGAAGAGAAAUUUUGUCGUAGCUAUACCCUGACCAGUCAUUUAAGAACACACAGUGAAGAAAAGCCUCAUCAAUGUCUCUAUUGUGAUAAGACAUUUUCUCAAAAGACUAAGCUUACUAUCCACCUUAGAACACAUACAGGAGAGAAACCCUUUAAGUGUUCCCAGUGUAAUAAGGGCUUUUCUCACCAAUGUAAUCUUAUCCGUCAUGUAAGGACGCAUACAGGAGAAAUGCGUUAUCAGUGUCCUUAUUGUGAGAAAGGAUUUUCUCAGAAGUCUAGUGUUUCUAGCCACCUUAGAGUACAUACAGAAGAGAAACCCUCUAAGUGUUCCCAGUGUGAUAAGGGAUUUUCUCAAAAGACUAAGCUUACUAUCCACCUUAGAACACAUACAGGAGAGAAACCCUUUAAGUGUUCCCAGUGUAAUAAGGGCUUUUCUCACCAAUGUAAUCUUAUCCGUCAUGUAAGGACGCAUACAGGAGAAAUGCCUUAUCAGUGUUCACAUUGUGAUGAGGUAUUUUGUUACCAAAAUAAUCUUACUACCCAUUCUAGAACGCACAGUGUAGAAAAGCUGUAUCGGUGUCCCAAUUGUGAUAAAGGAUUUUCUCAAAAGUCUAGUCUUUCUAGCCACCUUAGAGUACAUACAGGAGAGAAACCUUUUAAGUGUUCCCAAUGUGAUUUGCCGACAGGCUUCCAUCUUGAAGCUAAGUUCGAUAGUGCUGAUCUGGUAAAGGAGAAAAUAGAUCUCAAUGAGAUAGUGGGAACUAUCUCAAGCGUUAAUCCCGCGAGGUAUGAUAAUCGACCAGGAAAUGUUUAUACCGUCCCGACGAAGAAUAGGUUCGAUGUCCUUGCGGAUAAUCAUGUCACUGACGCUGAGCCUGCUACUUCGAUGUCGACUAGUGACCAGAUGAAAGAGUACCGAGAUGGGCAUCGCCAGCGCCGCUUGUCUGAGCUACAUGAAUCUGUCCUCGAAGGCACAGACGUCGAGCCUCCUACUCCGAUGUCGACGAGCGACCAGAUGAAAGAGUACCGAGAUAGGCAUCGCCAGCGCCGCUUGUUGGAGGUACCUGCUGCUGUUUUCAAAGGCACUGACGCAAAGCCUUCGACUUCGAUGUCGACGAGCGACCCUGCAAUGAGUACCGACAAGGGCAUCGCCAACGCCGCUUGUCUAAGCUACCUGAUGUUGUCAUCGAAGGCGACUCGAUGA